AUGGAAUUAGUUGAAGAGAUGGGUGAAAAAAGAGUUGUGGUCGACAAAGCUUAUCUCUACGAAGAAGACAAACCACUCACCGUCUGCAAAACAUCUCUCUUCUACACCGGCGAUGGCUUCGCCGCCUACGACUGUCACGGCGAUAUCAUCUUUAGGGUUGAUUCGUAUGGACCCGACACAAGAGAUAACGACGAGUUUGUCCUCAUGGACGCCACCGGAAAGUGUCUCCUCACGGUUAAAAGAAAGAGACCGACUCUGCACCAAAGAUGGGAAGGUUUUCUCGGGGAGAGAUCAGAUGGUCAGAAACCAAUCUUCAGUGUCCGAAGAUCAUCAAUAAUCGGACGGUGCACGAUGGAAAUAGAAGUUUACGAUGAAACGGGAGAAGAGUACACCAUAGAUGGUGACUUCUCGCAACGAAACUGUCUCAUAUACGACACAAAGAAACGAACUGUGGCUGAGAUAAAACGCAAAGUGGACUUGUCAAUGAACGUGAUGCUUGGACGAGAUGUGUUCACCCUCGAGAUCAAACCUGGUUUUGACGGCGCUUUCGCGAUGGGUUUGGUCCUUGUUCUUGACCAGAUCAACGGUGAUGAUCCAGUUGAGAUUGGUGAUGAACAGGUGCACCCUUUUGUGGAGGACUAGUCUCUGAUCUUUGGAUUUGGACAUUAGAGGCUGUUUGUGUAUCAAUGUGUGUAAAAACAAAAGUUGCCACGUUACAUAAUAUAAAGUCUGUCUUGGGAAAUUAUAUAUGUAAUGUUUUUACAAGUUUAUUUUGUUUACUUUUAAAUUAUAUGUAUAUCAGAAAAAUGUUUUAAAUUUUGAUUUGUAGAUCUAGACUCAUACGUCGACCGAAUUAAAUGUGUUGUAAGAAAGAACAGUUUGAUCAUACGUUAUAAAUUACACUAUGC
Eruca vesicaria subsp. sativa (arugula) is the source of this 908-nucleotide messenger RNA. The record is from the annotation of a GenBank genome assembly. Lineage: Eukaryota; Viridiplantae; Streptophyta; Magnoliopsida; Brassicales; Brassicaceae.